ACCAGAGACGUACAGCUCUAAGCCAAAGACAUCGUGCCUUUUCUGCAAAGAUGAAAAACAUCACAUUGCUCAAUGCUCUACAUUUGCUGGAAAGACUAUUGAAGAAAAGAAAGCCUUCAUUCACGAAACCCACCUCUGUUUCGGAUGUCUCAGAAAGGGACACAUGAGUAAAGACUGUAGAAGAAGACAUACAUGUGGUACGUGUGGUCGAAGUCAUCCUACCUGCUUACAUGAAGAAAGGGAUAAAGCUCCUUCAAAGGACCCUAAAGGGGCAUCUACGAAUGUUCAAGCAAGUGAGGAAGUUCAUAAAGUCAUGACCCACGCACUCACUCAAUGUUCUCCUGCUACUUCCAGCAUUGUGCCAGUUUUCAUCUCUACAGUGGACGAACCCCAAAGAGAAGUACUAACUUAUGCUCUACUCGACACCCAGAGCGACUCAAGUUUCAUCUUGGAAGAUCUUCUUGAAAGUUUGAAUGUUGUCUCACAACCUGUGCAAUUGAGGCUCAGCACCAUGACAGCUGCUGACACGAUCACUGCCAGUAAGAGAGUCUGUGGACUUAAAGUAAGAGGACUACAAUCUGCAAGUUCUAUACCACUACAGCAAGCAUUCACAAGAGACUUCAUUCCAGUGGACAAGUCGUAUAUUCCCACCAAGCACACAGCGCUUCAGUGGAGUCACCUCAGACACUUAGCAAGUCAGCUGUCACCACUUUUGAACUGUGAAGUCGGACUUUUAAUUGGAUUUGACUGCCCAUCUGCUCUAGCUCCCUUGGAAGCCAUUAUAGGUGGUGAAAAUGAGCCUUUUGCGCAAAAAACUGUGCUUGGGUGGAGUAUUAUAGGCCUGUCUAAUCCACCGUGUUGCAGUAAAGGAAAUACCUGUCCCAUCGCCCAAUGAUAUCCUGAAAAUUCUUGAGUCAGAUUUCAAUGAAAAAGCUUAUGAGGAUAAAUGUGUGUCACAAGAGGAUGUUCGUUUCAUACAGCACCUCAGUGCCAAUAUUCAU
Molecule: messenger RNA, 1001 nt
Organism: Carassius auratus (goldfish)
Lineage: Eukaryota; Metazoa; Chordata; Actinopteri; Cypriniformes; Cyprinidae
Exons: 2
Coding region: 164-895 (243 amino acids)
Source: RefSeq, a predicted model, not a curated record